This is a messenger RNA of Coregonus clupeaformis (lake whitefish), 3759 nucleotides long. RefSeq names its product protein Wnt-2b-A-like. Gene Ontology annotation, biological process: cell fate commitment; canonical Wnt signaling pathway; multicellular organism development. Gene Ontology annotation, cellular component: extracellular region. Lineage: Eukaryota; Metazoa; Chordata; Actinopteri; Salmoniformes; Salmonidae. Bases 517 to 1668 code for a protein of 383 amino acids. Gene Ontology annotation, molecular function: frizzled binding; cytokine activity. The transcript is spliced from 5 exons. The record is from RefSeq and is a predicted model, not a curated record.
GCGCGGCGUAGCUAUCUGUCUCAUCCUCGGAGAAAUGAGUGACUGACUUUACCUUCCAGGAACAAGAAGUGGUUUCAGUUUCAUCUUUUUUUCACCGUCUAGGAUACUUGUGUUUGGGUUUGCAACUUCUUCAGCUUCACCUGUUAUUCACGUCGAAUGUCAAACAAAUAGCCUAGGCUAUAAAAACAAAACGCAACCGCGGAGGAAAAGUGUUUUCGUUGGCAACCGAACAUCUGGCUGGACAUUUGUGACAGUUUCUCAGAAGAUGUGUCUUCAUUCGAUUUACUUUUACCAGACUGACUUUUGAUAAGCACUGACUCGUCUCGAAUAAGUCAGAGACAAACAAUGGCAUCAAUGAACUGACAAGAUAUCAAAUUAGCCUUUUGAAACAGGAUGAAUAUAAUUUUUCAACUUCUAUAGAUAGGCAGGUUUUCCCCCAAUUAUGAACAGUAAACCGUCGCUCAGGACUUGUCUUCUUCAUUUUAAAUUGUCUGCCUUCUGUUCACAAAAAUAGAAAUGUUUUGUUUCUUCAAACCCCGAGGAUAUUCCAGGACCAGGAAGGGGUCUCGAAAUGGGACAAUAUCCCGACACUCCUCCAACUCAACAUCAAGGCUAUACUUUCCUAUUAUUCUUCUGCUUCUCAUCUUCACACCUAGAGUGGAUUCUUCCUGGUGGUACAUUGGAGCCCUGGGUGCACGGGUGAUCUGUGACAACAUUCCAGGCCUGGUGAACAAGCAGCGCCAGCUGUGUCAGCGCCACCCGGACCUCAUGCAGUCUAUUGGGGAGGGUGCCAAGGAGUGGAUCCGCGAGUGCCAGCACCAGUUCCGUCACCAUCGCUGGAACUGCAGCACGCUGGACCGAGACCACACUGUCUUUGGCAGGGUCAUGCUGCGCAGUAGCCGGGAGGCAGCGUUUGUGUACGCAAUCUCCUCGGCAGGCGUGGUCUAUGCAAUUACCAGAGCCUGCAGCCAGGGGGACCUCAAGGUCUGCAGCUGCGACGCCCACAAGCGGGGCCAGGCUAGUGACGACAGGGGCGAAUUUGACUGGGGCGGCUGCAGCGACAACAUCAACUAUGGCAUCAAGUUCACCAAGACGUUUGUUGAUGCCAGGGAAAAGAUGGUGAAGGACGCUCGGGCACUGAUGAAUCUACACAACAACCGCUGUGGACGAAUGGCAGUGAAGCGCUUUAUGAAACUGGAGUGCAAGUGUCAUGGCGUCAGCGGCUCCUGCGCCCUCAGAACCUGCUGGCUGGCCAUGUCGGACUUCCGGAGGACCGGGGACUACCUCCGGAAGAAGUACAACACGGCCAUCGAGGUGACCAUGAACCAGGAUGGCACAGGGUUCAUGGUGGCUGACAAGGACGUCAAGGGAACCACUAAGAAUGACCUGGUGUAUGUAGAAAACUCCCCUGACUACUGCCUCAUGGACAGAGCAGCAGGCUCCCUGGGAACGUCAGGGAGAGUCUGCAACAAGUCUUCUAGAGGCACAGACGGCUGCGAGGUCAUGUGUUGCGGACGGGGCUAUGACACGAUGCGUGUCAAGCGAGUCACCAAGUGCGAGUGCAAGUUCAAGUGGUGUUGUGCCGUUGAGUGUAAGGACUGUGAGGACACGGUGGACGUUCACACCUGCAAGCCCCACAAGCGACCCGAUUGGCUGGACCUAACCUGACGCUGAGGCCCGGCCUUUCAAAGGACGUAGCAGUGGCCAACUGCAUUGUGGGAUAUGUAUUCCCUACCCCUGACUCCUUUCUGACCUCCAUUACCUCUGGCAUGGUUCUCAUCUGACAACCCCUUCUAAAGUGACAUCCUAAAGAACCUUUCCCAAGGUGCCAUAUCCCAAGUUGGUUUGGAUGGUGCAGUACUGUAUGGGACUGUUCUGUGGGAAGGCUGCUUAAGAGAAUGGUUGGGCCGGGAGAGGGGAUAGUUCCUAUUUACGUUUAUGUUUGUUUGUGUUGAUCUGGGAAAAUACUAUUGUGUGCUGCUUCCAAGGUGUUGAGGACACUUCAUUUCUACAGACAUUCAUUCACACAGUAUCUGUUGUCGAAAUGUGGAACAGGACAUUAUACUGUGAGCACACCAGAGAUUGAGUUAGGAUUGUUGGGUGGUGUAUGUGUUGUUGUUUUUUGAACUGAAAUUGUACUCUGCUUGAUAUAAUGGAAAGACUGACUUGUAUUCAGUUGUUAGGAGAGUGAACCCCCCCCAAAAAGGACAUCAUACCUUAACCUACUGGUAAAGUGAAUUGGAAUGGAUGUACAGCAGAAAGUUGCACCAAGUCUAACAAUCAACUUUUACCGCAGGCCAGAGAGCUGCUCUAUGGACACUAAUGUAGCUAAAUAUGGAGCAAAGAAAUUCAUUUAAACAAAUGUUUCUAUUAUAAGAGUUAAGUGAAACAGACAUUGUGGUGGACUGAGAUGGAUAGUAUGUCUCCUCUCUCUUCAGUGUGACAGGUACUCUUACAGUAUGUGUUAUCAAUCUAUUAUUGUACAUGUUCCUAAAUGUAUACGGUGUGAUGGACGGGAGCUGUCAUCUCUUGCUCAUUAUUUUUCACUGGUUUCCGAUUACUGACGCUGCUAGCUUCUAUAUCUCCGAAGUUAUCAUUCUCACUUUGGGGCACUUUUAUUCUGCAUCCGUAUGCAACACUACAGCCAUUUCACUGUCAGGGUUGUGUUGUAGGCUACAGGUGGUUCUGGGUUGUGUUGUAGGCUACAGGUGGUUCUGGGUUGUGUUGUAGGCUACAGGUGGUUCUGGGUUGUGUUGUAGGCUACAGGUGGUUCUGGGUUGUGUUGUAGGCUACAGGUGGUUCUGGGUUGUGUUGUAGGCUACAGGUGGUUCUGGGUUGUGUUGUAGGCUACAGGUGGUUCUGGGUUGUGUUGUAGGCUACAGGUGGUUCAGGGUUGUGUUGUAGGCUACAGGUGGUUCUGGGUUGUGUUGUAGGCUACAGGUGGUUCUGGGUUGUGUUGUAGGCUACAGGUGGUUCUGGGUUGUGUUGUAGGCUACAGGUGGUUCUGGGUUGUGUUGUAGGCUACAGGUGGUUCUGGGUUGUGUUGUAGGCUACAGGUGGUUCAGGGUUGUGUUGUAGGCUACAGGUGGUUCAGGGUUGUGUUGUAGGCUACAGGUGGUUCUGGGUUGUGUUGUAGGCUACAGGUGGUUCUGGGUUGUGUUGUAGGCUACAGGUGGUUCUGGGUUGUGUUGUAGGCUACAGGUGGUUCUGGGUUGUGUUGUAGGCUACAGGUGGUUUAGGGUUGUGUUGUAGGCUACAGGUGGUUCUGGGUUGUGUUGUAGGCUACAGGUGGUUCUGGGUUGUGUUGUAGGCUACAGGUGGUUCUGACCGAUCUGGGAGAAAUUAAGGACUUUGUGAAACUAGGCCAUGAUGUUACACAACGUAGAGGAGCUGAGAACCAGAAUUGAACAUUCAAAUCAACAUUCAGAAAUGCACGUAGGCCUAUAGGGAGUCAGGCCAUUGGAGACUGGACAAAUGGUACAAAGUUUGAACCACAUGGAACCCAAGAUUGAACAAAAUCAGUAAAAUCCAUGCGAUGAUCAUAACUACUUUGUAAGCUGAAUGAGGCUUCAGUUUACGUAAAAAAUAUCAACAUUUUCAAGUGUAAAUGGUAAUUGAUAUGAUUUUAAUGCAAUGUUCUCGAACGGUUGGGAGUCGUGGGCCAAGUUGUACUGUAAUGUUAGUUGAAGGGUUAUUGUCACCUUGGGGAGGACCCCAAAAUACCACACUUGUUCUAUAUUAAACCUUGUUGAUCCUUCA